Molecule: messenger RNA, 627 nt
Organism: Zygosaccharomyces rouxii
Lineage: Eukaryota; Fungi; Ascomycota; Saccharomycetes; Saccharomycetales; Saccharomycetaceae
Gene: SPC24
Product: kinetochore-associated Ndc80 complex subunit SPC24
Exons: 1
Coding region: 1-627 (208 amino acids)
Source: RefSeq, a predicted model, not a curated record
AUGGCGAGUAAUGAACUGUUAGAGAAUCCAGCAGAGCUACUGAGGCAAGUAAGGGAAAAUUUUAUCAUUCAAGAGGAUGUUGCUGCAAUUGGUGGCAUAGAUGAAAAGUUGGAUCAAAUACAAGCACAGUCAAGACAAAAGUUAGCUUCCAAAGAGGGAGAGAUAUCGACGUUGGAAUCGCAAUUGAAAACCGAAAAUGAUCAGGUAAAUGAAUUGACCACAUCUUUAGAUCGAGUGAGACAGGAAUCUCAAGAAUUGGCAAGUCAAAGACAGAUUGUCGACUACGUAAAGGAAUUAGACGAAUUGGAACAGUCCAUCGUAUCUAUGAGAAGCGAAUUAGACGAGAAAAUAGUAAAAUUGGUUAAGGAUACUAGAGACCAAGAUUCUUCAGAAUCUCCUGAUGAGAGCCAACUUCUACAAGAUCCAGUUGCAAGGGCCAAUAUUUUGAAGCUAAAACUUUAUAGAUCUAUGGGGGUCAUCAUUGAUCAAGAAAAUGGCCAGGUACUAAUAAAGGAUCCUAAUAACGAUGUUGAUAUCUUACCAAUCGACAGUGAUCUAAGUGAUUUCUUCAAAACUAAAUUUAUUUGGGAGAAAAUAUCGAAGUCUAAAUCGAACUUUACAUCAUAA